Ruditapes philippinarum (Manila clam) is the source of this 996-nucleotide messenger RNA. RefSeq lists its product as uncharacterized. The record is from RefSeq and is a predicted model, not a curated record. The transcript has 3 exons. NCBI's taxonomy places the organism in Eukaryota, Metazoa, Mollusca, Bivalvia, Venerida, Veneridae. Bases 1 to 996 code for a protein of 331 amino acids.
AUGACUGGUACAUACACAUGUAGUAGUUGUUGUGGUCGUUGGCGUCGUCGUGGGGAACAUGGUAGUGGACUAGAUGGUAGUGGACUAGGUGGUAGUGGACUAGAUGGUAGUGGACUAGGUGGUAGUGGACUAGGUGGUAGUGGACUAGGUGGUAGUGGACUAGGUGGUAGUGGACUAGGUGGUAGUGGACUAGGUGGUAGUGGACUAGGUGGUAGUGGACUAGAUGGUAGUGGACUAGGUGGUAGUGGACUAGGUGGUAGUGGACUAGGUGGUAGUGGACUAGAUGGUAGUGGACUAGGUGGUGGUAGUGGACUAGGUGGUAGUGGACUAAGUGGUAGUGGACUAGAUGGUAGUGGACUAGAUGGUAGUGGACUAGAUGGUAGUGGACUAGGUGGUAGUGGACUAGGUGGUAGUGGACUACAUGGUAGUGGACUAGGUGGUAGUGAACUAGAUGGUAGUGGACUAGGUGGUAGUGGACUAGGUGGUAGUGGACUAGAUGGUAGUGGACUAGAUGGUAGUGGACUAGGUGGUAGUGGACUAGAUGGUAGUGGACUAGGUGGUAGUGGACUAGGUGGUAGUGGACUAGGUGGUAGUGGACUAGGUGGUAGUGGACUAGAUGGUAGUGGACUAGGUGGUAGUGGACUAGAUGGUAGUGGACUAGAUGGUAGUGGACUAGGUGGUAGUGGACUAGAUGGUAGUGGACUAGGUGGUAGUGGACUAGGUGGUAGUGGACUAGGUGGUAGUGAACUAGAUGGUAGUGGACUAGAUGGUAGUGGACUAGGUGGUAGUGGACUAGAUGGUAGUGGACUAGAUGGUAGUGGACUAGAUGGUAGUGGACUAGGUGGUAGUGGACUAGAUGGUAGUGGACUAGGUGGUAGUGAACUAGAUGGUAGUGGACUAGGUGGUAGUGGACUAGGUGGUAGCGGCAGCAGCCACAGUAGUUGUAAAAAUAAUGUACAUGAUAACAGGGUUCGUACAGUCUUGAAAAGGCCCUAA